Oncorhynchus keta (chum salmon) is the source of this 3770-nucleotide messenger RNA. RefSeq lists its product as uncharacterized. The transcript is spliced from 13 exons. NCBI's taxonomy places the organism in Eukaryota, Metazoa, Chordata, Actinopteri, Salmoniformes, Salmonidae. The record is from RefSeq and is a predicted model, not a curated record. The coding region runs from base 124 to 2874 and encodes 916 amino acids.
UGUUGGCAUCUGCUCUGACAUUCCUCCUGAAUGGAUGGUUGGUCUGAGAAGGUAUAAAGGUUUGGAGGUUGGAUGCUGGAGACAGAUAGGUAGAGAGGAAUCCUCCAGAGAGAUCCAGACAUCAUGUCCUCCUCCACACCGGUGUUGCUGCAUCUGCUGCUACUGGUCUCCCUGGCUUCAGCGGCACACUUCUAUGGAGGCUCCAUGUCUGUCACCCCCAAGGGGAGGAACGCCGACGGAACAUUCAAGGUGGAUUUACGCUACAAGAAUACCCAUGAUUGGUGUGAUUACUCUCGCUGGUAUUGUUCCUCAGGGAACUGCGGCUCUUCUAUCACAGAUGUCAGAGGCACAAUUGACAGCAGCAGCAGAGGACGGAGUGGUUACAACAACCAGUGGUGUGAAACUGAAACAGUCGAGACCAGAAAUAUCCCCAGUGAUAAACCUUUUCAAUUGAUACAAAACAGCUGCUGUUGGAUCCCAACAGUGAACGGUCUUGGACGUUGGAGCCUGGAAACACAAGUGGAUCUGGGAACAAGAUCUGAUACUGGUGAACCCAACAGAUCUCCAGUCACAGCCAUUCUUCCUUUCAUACGUGUUCCCCAGAACUGUCAGAGGUCCUACAACCUCACGGCCUUUGACCCUGACGGUGAUCGUGUCAGAUGCAGAUACGGAUUGGUCAGACCUGAGUGCGAUAGUUGUGAUCAGCCUUCAGGUUUCUACCUGGAUCAGGGCUCUUGCUCCUUACAAUACGGCUACACUUCAACGAGUGGCGUCUACGGGUUUGAGCUGGUUGUAGAGGACUAUCCUAACCAACACAUCACCCUGUCCUACACCGAUGGCUCUAGUUCCUCCAGGGCACCGCUUCAUGCAGGGAGACGCCGACGCGCCAGCUACCAAACAACCGUCUCCUAUCCCUGGUGGUGGAGCCAAACCACCACAAGUCCUUCUCCUUGGUGGUGGAGCCAAACCACCACAGCUCCUUCUCCUUGGUGGUGGUGGAGCCAAACAACCACUGUCGCCCCAUGGCCCACUACCACCACCACCCCGCCCACUACCACCGUCCCCUGGCCCACUACAACCACCCCCUGGCCCACUACCACCACCACCACCCCGCCCACUACCACCACCUGGCCCACUACCACCACCCCCUGGCCCACUACAACCACCCCCUGGCCCACUACCACCACCACCACCCCGCCCACUACCACCACCCCCUGGCCCACUACAACCACCCCCUGGCCCACUACAACCACCGCCCCCUGGCCCACUACAACCACCACCCCCUGGCCCACUACUACCACCGCCCCCUGGCCCACCACCAUCCCACCCACUACCACCACCCCCUGGCCCACUACCACCACCACCACCACCACACCCACUACCACCACCCCUUGGCCCACUACCACCACCCCCUUGCCCACUACAACCACCACCCCCUGGCCCACUACCACCACCACUAGACCCACUACCACCACCACCAGGCCCACUACCACCACCACCUGGCCCACUACCACCACCACCAGGCCCACUACCACCACCACCUGGCCCACUACCACCACCACCUGGCCCACUACCACCACCACCAGGCCCACUACCACCCCAGGAAGCCUGUAUCCCUCCACUGCUCCCCUCAGCAAACUCCCUCUGCAUUUCUCUCUUCUGGUGGACUCUAGUGUUCCGUCCUGCGAUGAGGGUAUGUACCUGCCCAGGUUCGUGCAGCCGACACCACACAACGGAGAACAUCUCCACGCCGAGGUCAACAAAGAGCUGGAGUUCAGGGUCAAGGCCGAGGCUACACACUCAACGAUUAAUGAUGUCAUCGUCAGUGGACCUCUGAACAUCACCAAUCACAUGACUACCCAGGGGGAGUUUGUCAUCCGGUGGACACCCAUCCGGGACAAUCUGGGGGAGUAUUUCCCCAUUUGCUUCAUCGCUGAGGGGCUUUCUGGAUCUAGUGUCUAUCAGUCUGAGAUGAGAUGUGUUGUGGUGGAGGUCGGACGCAGAAAGGUCAAAGCCAAGGUGGUGUGUGACGAGACCAAGAUGACGGUAGAAGUGGAGAAGUCCUCUGUUACUGAAAUUCACGAGGACCACCUCCGCCUCAACGAUCCCAGUAACUCUGCCUGCGACCUGCAACGCCUCUCUAACAGCACCCACAUCAUUGGAGUCAUCCCCCUCAAUGCCUGUGGCACUCAGAUAGAGGAGGACGACGACAACCUCAUCUUCAAGAACCAAAUCACCACCUUCGACAACACCAACGACAUCAUCACCAGGCACCACCAGGUGGAGUUCCAGUUCUACUGCCAGUACGCCAAACGUGGCAACGUGUCCCUGGGCUUCACUGCACACAGGGACAGCAUCACGGUGCUGGAGAAAGGCUUCGGCACGUUCACCUACCAGUUUGAGUUCUACCAGACCAGCCGGUUCGCCAACAUGGUGGAUCCCCGUGACUACCCGUUAGACGUGGAGGUGAAGCAGAUGAUCUACAUGGACAUCGAGGCCGUGUCCACUGUGAACAACACUGAGCUCUUCGUGGAGUCCUGCAGAGCGGCGCCGUACGACAACCCCGACUACCAUCCCACCUACCCCAUCAUUGAAAACGGGUGCAUUGUGGACGAGACGGUUCAAAUCUUCUCACCGCGUCACCAGAGGCAUUUCCAGUUCGGAAUGGAAGCUUUCAAAUUCAUCGGAAUGCAUGACCAGGUGUACAUCAGCUGUUCAGUGAUCCUGUGUGAGGCUGGGAACCCCAACACCCGGUGUGCCCAGGGCUGCGUCAACUCCACCUCCCCCAGCCUGCUGGUCACCACCACCACCGCAAGAGAGAGGCCGCCAUGCAAACGGCCAAACACCACAUCUCCCAGGGUCCUUUGCGCCUGAGAAAGAGUUCAGAGAGCUCAGUGACCAACGUGAACAUGGGGUUGAUGGUUGGGUGUAUCGUAGCAGCCGUUGCCAUGCUGUGCGGAGUGAUGCUCUACAAGUCCAAAACAUCAGGUGUUAAAUACCAGCCCCUGACAACAUUUGAGACUUAGUCCCAUGGCAACCAUCCUUUCACAUGUAGUCUGCAUUAUAGAAAGAAGGAUGGUGGGAAAUAUUGAACAUUUGAAAAGUGGUCUCUGACUUUAACGAUGAAAUAAAUGUCUCUUGAGAUCAAUACAAGAAUAUGCAUUAAUCCGUAAACGUACUUAGCGGUGACUCCGAUUAUAACGAUGUGUCUCGGCUGACCAGGUAAAAAGCUCUGAAUAGCCACUGGAGCACCAGUAGGAUUGCAGGUGUUCAUAUAUCACAGGAAGCUGCUGAGGGGAGCACAGCUUAUAAUGUCUGGAAUGGAGACAAUUGAGUGAAUGGUAUUUGAUUCGACUCUACUCGUUUCACUCCAGCCAUUACCAUGGUCCCGUGAUCCCCAAUUAAGGUGCCACCAACCUCCUGUGAUGUAUAUAUAUAUAUUUACUGUAGCCUGUCCUAUAUGCAUUUGACCCAUAUAGUGCCCUCUAGUGUACAAAUGAAAUGUAAUUUACAAAUACAGAACAGCUAAAAACCACACAACAACCGUAGAGGGUUUGGCCCAAAUGUCUCCUACAACUUGUUUGACCAGUUUAACUCCUGCUUCUUCUUACUGUCUGUAUUGUGAUUUGAAUAACAUUCUGCAUGAUCCAACAUGGCUGCCCUGUUACAUGUGGUCAUCAGUGGAGCAGAAGUGCUUUGAUUAACAUCCUGCAUGAUCCAACAUGGCUGCCCUGUUACAUGUGGUCAUCAGUGGAUCAGAAGUGCUUUGA